AUGCCGUUCAUCCAAGAGUACACGAUCAACGGAAAUGAGGCACUCCCCUCUCUCUCCGCAGCCGACCCCCCGAGUAGCACUCGAGCCAAUGCUGGUGGCUCUUCCACUGGAGGUUCCAACAAUGCCACCCAAGGAGGCAAUUCUGGUACUCAAGGAGCGGGCACCCAACAAGACUACGGCAACGGCACUCCUUCUCAGGGGUACUGGUUAAUUGGGACUGGAGGACAAUUCUCAUCCUCAUAG
Messenger RNA from Clonostachys solani, 243 nucleotides. The record is from the annotation of a GenBank genome assembly. Lineage: Eukaryota; Fungi; Ascomycota; Sordariomycetes; Hypocreales; Bionectriaceae.